CAAAUGUUCGUGACAGAUUGACGAUCAUUCUAUAAAAGUAUAUGUUGGCUUAUUUUUUACCUGCAGAAUGCUAAAAAAGGCUGUUGUUCCUGUCGUUCGGGCGAUCCGCAAUUGUCAUCACGACAACGCUCCCGCUAAAUUCACUGGACAAACUCCAAAUGGAUUCAUUCACGACGGUUGGGCCAAUGCUCGUACACCCUUCAGCGUUGCGAACAGAUGGAUGUUCUCAAUCAAAGCGACGUUGUUCUUGGCUAUUGGUUUCUGGGCACCAUUUGCGGUUGUCGAAUAUCAAUUGCGGAAGGCGAAACAUAUGUCUGUCAGAGCCAUAGCUCCUUUUAUUCGUAGCGUACGCAACUGCAGCAUCAAAUCGCCUGUGAAAUCAGAUGCGACAAAGUUUGUUGGACAGACUCCAACGAGUUUUAUCCACGAUGGUUGGGCGAAUGCGCGAACACCCUUCAGCGUCGCAAACAGAUGGUUGUUCAACGUGAAGGCAGUCGCAUUUUUGGCUAUUCCGUUCUGGGCACCAUUCAUGGUUGUUGAAUAUCAAUUGAAAAAGGCAAAUCAAUAGAGCGAUCGUUCAUACUAUGCUGGUGAUUGUUCUGUAUGAUUCUGAGUGUUAGUCUCUGUAAAUAAAGCUUAG
Messenger RNA from Cylicocyclus nassatus, 640 nucleotides. The record is from the annotation of a GenBank genome assembly. NCBI's taxonomy places the organism in Eukaryota, Metazoa, Nematoda, Chromadorea, Rhabditida, Strongylidae.